CAUAUAUGCUGCUCUUGUCAUUUGCUGUCUGCCUUCCUUUCUGACACACACUGAGGCAGCAGUGAUGGCAGACACAACUGCUUUGCCACUUCAGCAAUUAAUUGCAUCUUUGGACAACACUUGUUUGCCAAAAAUUCUACAAGUUUGCUCUGGAGUUUAUUUCCAAGGGUCUAUAUAUGAGAUUUCUGGGAGUGAGGUAUGCUUUUCCACUGGGGAUCUAAUAAAGGUCAUUGGCAUUGAGCUCUUAUCAGUUUGCUGUGAAGACAUCGACAACAAUGAGAAGUUUGAGCUGCCUAUCAACCACACAGGCUUAUUCAAGGUUGUUCCAGAGGAGAUGCCAUACAACACAGUCGAGGAGAUGGUUAGUCUGAGGCCUGUGGGUCUGGACUCCUGCCUUCCCUUCACUUUCACCAGCCGCUCCAAGAUGACCUUUGAUAAUUUCACUGUUGGGGCCGGGACAGCUUUGACAGUGCUCUCCAUUGAACAUAACACGGGUCAGGAGGAUCAGGUGCGCUGCCAUGUUCAAGGACAACAGGAGGCCUCUGCAGAAGUGCAUAUCCCACUUUCUUCCCACGGGCAGUUCAUUGAGUGCGAGAGCGUGGAGCGCUUCACUCUGCGGGAGAUCAUGUCCUCGCCCUGCCUGCGUAGUCGAAAGUUCCGCUUUGUCAACACCACCAAGUGUGAACGACCCCUUGUUCUCACUCCCAUAUACCAGGUCAACGCCAUCAUGCACUUGAGGAAGAAUAUAUUGAAGUUUCCCUCCAGCUUAGAGGUGGAUGUGGUCGAUGUCACUGAGCUGUGUAAGGAUGUGAAUUUUGUGACUCCGCUCAGUCUGACAGAGGUCCUUUCCAAGCCAGAGGAGUCCUUCCCUGCAGUAGUGGAGAUACUAGAAGGCCCAGAGACCCGCUCUCUGUUCAAGUGCAGCUGGCUGCCACAAAUUAGCCAGAACAGCCACCUGGUUUUCCACAAGGUAGGAACCUCAGCCAUGGUUUUGUUAUCCAGCUUGAAGGGCCGAAAGACACAGCAGUACUUCCUGGUAUCUCAGCAAUACGGUGGACGAUUUCGGAGGCGGCCAAGAGAGUUUAACUCAGUGUACGAGCUGUAUGUUGCUUCAGUUCAGGCACCAGGUCUGAAGUUCAGUGUGACAAGGAACUGUGACGAAGUCGAGGAGGAGGGCCUGCCUGCCCUCAGUGUGGGGGAACAGCUGGAGAUUGUUCGCUGCGAAAGGAUGGAGUUGCCUUGUGGAAGUAGCACGGGACAGAAGCAGUCCGUCGAGGCCCUUUUGUGUCAGCGUCUCCAAGAGGCGGAUGAUGGAGAUGAGAACGAUGAUGAUGAAGAGGAGGUCAAGCAGGAGGAUGAGAGAGAGGAGAUCUUUCUGCCUCUGUACAUGCAGGGUCACUUUGUGGAGGUGCUCACUGAUAACAAGAAGUACAAACUCAGGGACCUGGGCAAGGAGUUUAACCUGCCGCUGGAUGUUAAAGUCGUGAGCCGUGAUACUGAACUCGAGACUGAUCCACUAUCCGGGUUUGCAUGUCUCAGAAUAGAGGGGGCUAUGUUAGAGCCCACCAUCCAGGCAAGCUUUCCAAACAAGCCAGACCACUGUUUUGAGAUCCCAACCCAGUGGCUCUCUAUGUCUGUCUCUUUCACCAGAGACCCCCUGCCAUGGCCCAGCGGUGAGCCUCCUAAGUGGCAUGUGGACAGGGUUACUGAGGUGACAGACACGUUCUUUUAUGAAUAUCGCAAACAGGGGAACUCAGAUGCGGCUCCUCCACCUCGACCACCAAAGCGAAAUCUGACGUCUUCAAAGUCCUGCAAAAAAGCAUCAAAAUCCUCGAAGAAAUCAUCCAAGGGAGACAAGUCCAAACAUCGACCAGACAAAAGCACCCCAACCAAAGAGUUAGCUAAUUUGACUUUAAAUACCAAAAAGAGGCCCCCAGCUCCCCCACCUCCAGCUAUCUUAGAUGAUCAGCCUCCACCGAUCGUACCCCGAAAGCACUCAGCAGCUGAAGUGACAACAGGGAAGGCUCUGCCCAACACCUAUGUGGAAAGGGAGGACUCUAAGAAAAAAGUGCUGGUGUGUGAAGUCGAAGCAGAUGUGGACAGCGACCACGACUAUGAAACUGUGGACGACAAUUUGGUGGCAAUGAUGAAGGCAGCCCAAGAGAAUGUCAUGUUUUACUAAAAUGUUCUACAGCAACAGUGAAAUAUUAUUAUAUUAAGUAUUUACUGUUGUAGUAUUUGUCGAAAUGUUAUUGUACCUUUUGUAUUUUUUGUUCAAACUUCACAGCAAAUAGUUGAUCUAACGUAUAUGGUAGUUUUUUUGGGGGGGUUGUAGCUUGUAGUUUUGUAUACAAUACCAUUAUAUUGUGCAAUACUAGCUGUUACUGUACAUAGUCCAUCCUGGAACAAAACAGCAAGGCUCUACAGUAUAAUACAGUCCUUAUAUGAUGCAAGAAACAACACCCUAAAAAAUGACCAGAGUUAAAUCAAUAUCUUGUAUCAAAAAAAAUGCACAUUUAUAAGCUUCACAAAUGUGAUCGUACAGGCAUUUAAUGCAUGUCAAACUCCUACAGUAUAUAUGCAAACUCUAAACAGAGAGGGCUCAAACCAGUCCUUGUUUGGAGGCAACAGUCCUAACCACAAACAUGACAAAAUGGCUGCUUCUCAUAUGCUAGCGCUAGAAGCUCUUAUAGCUGUAACGGCAAACUAUUGAUCUGAGAGUACAAAAAGGUGCUACACAUUGUAUGUAUUCCUGUUUUUUUGUUUUGUUUUGCUUCAUUGAAAUAACUUGUUGGACUUCCUUUUAAUUAUAUGGACUGCGAGCCUUUAUAAUAGACAAUUUCCUUCAGUGUGCUAUGUUCAUUUAUUUUACCGCUGAAACCAAUACGUAUGUAAUACAAUUGCAAAACUGGAGGUGCAUUUUAUACUUAAGACAUUUUUUUUUCUCCAUCUUUAUAAGAUGUGGCUUCAGAAUGCACUCACACCUAUUUAAUUAAUUCAUAUUUUAAAAGCUUUUUUACUAUGUGAACCAGUAAGGCUGUAUAGACGGAUUUCUGCAUCAUGCCCAGUCAACUUAAUGUGCCACAGCUGGACACAAUCAAGUAAACAUCUCAAGUGUGACCUUAAAUACAAGUGGUUAAAUUCAGUUUGUGGUCUCACAGCUAUGAAUACACAUGUAAAUUUAGUAUCUGUGCAGGGGUGGGUGGGUGGGUAACUGUCUUAGAUGAAGGUUUAAUGUGACAAAAUGUGGAAAAGUGAAAUGGCUUGAAUGAUUUCUAAACCCACUGUCUAGACUAUAUCCAUUAAGGAUAUAACAAAGUUAUAUAGAAAAAUGAGUAAUAUGUGUAAAUUAUGAAACAAAAGAGUUCUGGUAGAUGACCCAACUGUACUUUGUAUAAUCUUUUAAUUUUGGCAGAAGUAUGUUACAUAGACAAAAACUGAGUGCUUAUGUUCCAAGUCUUUAAAAUAUGAAAAUGCUUUACAAUGGAGAUGGGGAAUUCAGAAUAGUAUUAACAGCUUCUUAAACAGCAAAACCCCCUGGACUUACAAGCAGAAGCAGAAGCAAUUUGAGGAAUACAGGAGGUGUAAAGGUCUUACUAAAUAUAAAGCAUGUUUUUUUUUUUCUUCAACUAACAACCACCACAGUACCUUAACAGAGAAGGCCUUAUUUCACUCAGUUCGCUGGCAUUAAUGAGGUCAGAGGGAUAGUGAUUUAGUGGAUAGAUUUCAGUUAUAAAACCAAUACUAAUGAUUUUUAUCAGGUUAAAUUCACAUAAGUAAACCCACUAGUGCUAAGAAGGUGAAGGGGUCUAUUCAUCAUUGUCUGUUGAUUUGUAGUGGUCUUCGUCGAUGGUGGAAAAGAUGUGACCUUCAUUGCUUAGGAACUCCACUGCUUGCCUGUUAGAGCACAACGAGAAAUAUUAAUGGUAUUUUGAAGCACUUUUUAUAUAAACCUCAAGUAUGCAAAUAAAACUUCUCAACAUAUUAAAA
Messenger RNA from Dicentrarchus labrax (European seabass), 3990 nucleotides. RefSeq names its product thymocyte selection associated family member 2 (gene themis2). The record is from RefSeq and is a predicted model, not a curated record. The transcript is spliced from 6 exons. The coding region runs from base 65 to 2182 and encodes 705 amino acids. Gene Ontology annotation, biological process: T cell receptor signaling pathway. NCBI's taxonomy places the organism in Eukaryota, Metazoa, Chordata, Actinopteri, Moronidae.